UUACAUCAUCGCUUUUGUCUUCGCCUUCGCUUUGCAGGCAGUGGCAUACCUAGGUAUAAUAAAAACAAAAAUACGGGUUUCAUUUCUGUUGCCUUUUGCGAUGUGCUGAUGUGUAUUGUGUUGCCUUGCCUCACAUCGCAUCGUGUCGUCGUUGUCGGUCUCCACUUCUGUGUACACAAUUUUAUCUAGUCUACACAAACCAGCCCAGGGUAUAUUGCGCCGAUGGUGGAGUGGUUUGGUAUUUAUUUUAUACCAACUUUACUCAACUCGUAGCUCGCACCUCGCACGGCUGACGGCACAACUAAAACGUACUGAAACCGACAACGACGACGACAGACGUUUACGUUCCUAUCGGUUGUGUUCAUCUUGCAACCGGAGCUGAUUUCGAGUUUAGGUUCAACUUUGGCCGAAGAUUGUUGUUGUGAAUAAUAAAAAAAAGACACUUGUGCUAAAGAAAAAUACAAAAACUUAAUUCUUAACUCCAGAGAGAUUCAAAGAUACAGAUUUAUUUAGCGAUUUAUUUUUUUUAGUAUGAUAAUUUUGCAAUUUGCAAAUGAAAUGAGAACAAUCCUAAAGUUUUGUAAACUAUCUAUAAAAAUGCUAUUAUUAUGAAAGUAAAAUUUGCCGCUAUGUCUACAAUGUGCGUUCGAGUAAUAUGAAAAUAUAAACAUUUCUAUUAUUUUUUGGUGGAGACUCAUACCUUUCUAAUUAGUAACUUAAGAGUGACAUUUUUGAUAAACAACAAAUAGAAGAAAAAAUUGUGCAAAUUUAUACCUACCUAUAUUUAGAUGAUUUACCUGAGCACUCAACGUGCUACAGUUUAUCCUGGGAAAAUUUCUAUAAAUUCAAAUCGGGAAAUGAAAUAUUCAACUAUGGACUUUGAAAAUGAAUCUACUUUUGAUGAGUUCACGGAUACAAUUAACAACCUGGAAUUGGAAAAAGAAAAAGAUUUGCCAGCGCUCACUUGCGUCGACCUGUUUCCAGAUCCACCACAUUUGGCUGAUGCAGCAUCUGCUAGGCCCGAUGAAGACGGUAGCCUGGCUGAUGAAGAUGAAUUUCCGGGUUUUAAAUCAGCCGAAAUUAAAUCGGAGGAAACCCAGAGUGAAAACACAAGUGACAGCACCAAGCAACUUUCUGAUUCACUCGAAGAUAAAAACUCUCCCAGAGCAUCGCCUAGCAAUCAACCUUUGGCAGAAAAUUUAAAAAGUUCAGCUUUAACCACUGUUAGUAUUACAAGUGCACCAAUUUCUCCAAAUGCAUAUUUCUCAUCAGCUGAAAGUGUUGCUUCGUCAGGAUCGUCUUCGAAAAAGUCCAAAAAGCGUUACUGCCGUAAAUGUGAUACCAAUUUUCGCAAAACACGUGAACUACACGAACAUCUUAAGCAGCAUGUGUGCAUGCCACAAAUUCGAAUCGAAAAACUCAGUGAUGAUCAUGAAAAAGUCAAAGAAUAUCUCAGCUUAUUGAGUCCAAAAGAAAAUUCAACCAAUGGAAGUCUCAAACUAAAAUUAAAAUUGCUGAGUUCGCAAAAUUUCGAAGUGGUUCCGUCUAAAAAGGAUGCCAAGCCGCAGGGAGAAGAGGCUCGUAUACGGGUUUUGAAAGCUUCAGACAUAAAAUGUAAGCCGGAGUUAAAUGAAAACACUCCCUUAGAUCCCCAGCAUCAGACUAUGAGCCCUAAGUUGCCAAAUUCGUUUAUACCUCCAGAAAACAAGUAUUUUGAAUGUCCCACAUUCGAUGGGCUGGAUAAUUUUGCUGAAGAACUAAACAAUACUAACGAAGCCACAGACGAUUUGUUGAAGAAGCUUUUAGAGAAUAAAGAACAACAACCAUUUCCCAGAGAGGGGGAGUGGCCUGCCAUUGCCAAUGAGUUCAUAUCUAUAGACAGUCUAGCGCCGAGGUGCAAUGUCUGUAACAUGAAUUUCUCACACCCCAAGUAUCUGUAUGAGCACAAACAACUCACUGGUCACGAUUUCCAUAACAGAACAAGUGAAAGUCAACCUGCUCCGAAUUCACAUCCCGACUUCAGACACCAUGCACAGAGCAAUUUUAUGCACGGUGGCGUGCCGCAACAGCCGCAUUCUGCCCAAAACAUGCCUCCUUUGUAUCAGCUUGCUCAAAUGCGUGGUAAUUUCCAUAAUUACGGCCCAAGAAUGAAUGCGAGACAAGUUAUGCAUCAUCAUCCGCAGCCGUCUCCACCACCAGGAUUCCAUCCCUCGCAGUGCAUGAUGACGCGAACCCCGCCGCCACUUUACCGUGUAAACGGAAAUCCUGCUAACUACCCGCCAUCCCAUUUUAUUGAGAAGCGGUCUGAACUAUAUGGACCAGGAGCUGGUCCUGGACAUGGUGCGGGACCUGGACCACAAUUUCACAGUAACAAUAGCCAGCAGCAACAUCAUCAGCAACAGCAGCAACAUCAGCAGCAUCAGCAUCAACAACAGCAGCAUCAACAACACCUACAACAACAGCAUCAGCAACAUCUUCAACAACAACAACAACACCAGCAUCAACAACAGCAGCAUCAACAACAGCAGCAUCAACAUCAACAGCAUCCCCAACAACAUCCGCAGCAGCAUCCACAACAUCCUUCACAGCAUCCGCAACAUCCAUCCCAGCAUCACCAGCAACAGCAGGGUCCGGACAUGAUGCGACAGCCCAUCUUUUUGAAAUCACGACUGCAGAAAGCUAUUCGAGGACGAGCACAGGGUCCAGCAAAUGAAAGCCCAACAUCUCCAGGAAUUCUCACAGAACAAACUGCAAUUAGACCAAGAUUCUUAGGCCCAACAAGCCAAGGGCCUGGCCAGAUGCAAUUCCCAAGGGCUCCUGGUCCAGCUUCUUCCAGGCAUCAUGGUGAGCCGCCAGCAAAAAGAAUUAAAGUCGAGCAAGGGCCCCAGUUCACGUCUUCUUCGUCCUCAUCACCAAAUGGAAUAGCUUCUCCUGGAAUCACUAGUUCUCCGAGUUUACCGGUUAUCCAGAGCGUUCAUAGUGGUAUAAACGCUAGUAGCUUCGCGGCAUUGAGUGAAAAAUCUAAAUCUCUAUCAUCUGGAGAUUCUAUAAGUCCAUCGGCUAAGGGAGCUGUCAAGAAUCCAAAAGAUGUUGCCAACAUUCUCGCAACUCGGGGAAUAACAGUUACACACAAAGGCAAAUCAUCCAACGCUCCCACAGCAAACAAAGGAUCAAGUUCGGCCAAUGCAGCACAAGAAGCUGUUCAAAAGCUUCAGGCUAACAAUUCGGUCAGCAUUAUUUCCAAGAAGAAACCCGCUGAAAUCAAUGCGACAAGAGCAGCUGCUGCGGCUUCAGACCAUACAAAUCGUAUCCCAGCCAGAUUUCUCUCGUGUCCUGUUAUUACCUGCAAGGAAAAGUUCCUAACUUCCGAGGGUGUGAACCGUCACGCUUUUCGAUGGCACGGAAUUCCAAUGCCAAAUGCAGAUCGAAAUCAAAAACGUUCCGUUCGAUGCAGAGAAUGUAAUCAACUUUGUGCUACGCCCGAAAUUCUACAGGAUCACAUGCGACGUGAACAUGAACCAAGUGUAAAUGAGAUUGGUAUCCCUAUUGUCGAUUUGAGAAAUGAAGAAGUCAAACGGAAACUCGCAGGAUUGGGUAUUUUCAAUUAUGUACCAUUAACCGCUGCUGGAGCCAGCACAAGCUCUUUGGCCUUCCCAAUUGUAUCAGUGCAAGGAGGCUCGAAUUCAAGUAUUUGUAAUCUUCUAGGAUUGGGUGCUAACUCCGUUCUAUCGCUGGGGCCUAUCAAGUCAAUUGCGAUACGAAAGACAAAUAACAACGAGAAAAAGUGAAAACUCACAAUACACAAAUUAAUUAAAUAAGUUUGUUAAUUACAUAACUAGUUUAAGAUUUUUCUAUUUAUAAAAAUAAAACUAAGAUUGUAUUAUUAGUAAAAAAGGAAUUAAAUUUAAAAAA
Messenger RNA from Eupeodes corollae, 3912 nucleotides. Its product is annotated as formin-J-like. The record is from RefSeq and is a predicted model, not a curated record. NCBI's taxonomy places the organism in Eukaryota, Metazoa, Arthropoda, Insecta, Diptera, Syrphidae. Gene Ontology annotation, cellular component: RNA polymerase II, holoenzyme. Bases 789 to 3788 code for a protein of 999 amino acids. The transcript has 3 exons. Gene Ontology annotation, biological process: mRNA 3'-end processing. Gene Ontology annotation, molecular function: RNA polymerase II complex binding; sequence-specific DNA binding.